This is a messenger RNA of Eutrema salsugineum, 891 nucleotides long. Its product is annotated as auxin-responsive protein SAUR50. Gene Ontology annotation, biological process: response to auxin. The transcript has a single exon. NCBI's taxonomy places the organism in Eukaryota, Viridiplantae, Streptophyta, Magnoliopsida, Brassicales, Brassicaceae. The coding region runs from base 57 to 515 and encodes 152 amino acids. The record is from RefSeq and is a predicted model, not a curated record.
UGACAUUUUCUCUCUCUUUCUCUCACUUUCUCGCCUGAGAUUACUAACCGGAAAAAAUGGCUGGAGGUCUCGGAAAAUGCAGUAAGAUCCGUCACAUUGUGAGGCUGAGGCAGAUGCUCCGACGGUGGCGCGACCAAGCGCGCAUGUCUUCUUCCAGCCGUUGCGUGCCGUCGGAUGUGCCGUCAGGACACGUGGCGGUCUACGUUGGCAGCAACUGCAGGAGAUUUGUGGUGCGCGCGACGUAUCUGAACCAUCCCGUCCUAAGGAAUCUUCUGGUUCAAGCCGAGGAAGAGUUCGGUUUCGUGAACCAAGGUCCGUUGGUUUUCCCUUGUGAAGAAUCGGUUUUCGUGGAGUCGAUUCGGUUUGUGUCCCGGUCCGAUUCCACCCGAUCAAGACGGUUUACUUGUCCUGACGAUUUCCAGAAGAACUGCCACGUGGAGAUCAGAAGCAAGCUCGAUCUAUGGAUCGAAUCUCGGCCGUUGCUUCACGGCGUCUCCGAAAAAGCAAUAUGGUGAUUUCUAGGGAUCACAGAGUAAAUAGAUAAUAAAAAAGACGAUUCUGACUCGUAACGAGUUUACUCGCCAUGGAAGCAGAAAAUUAUCGAAGCCAAUUAUGAGUAAUCGUCAUUAACUCGGCUGAGUUUGACUCGGAUCUGCUUCUAUUCAUUUAUUGGUUUCUUCCUGAGUCAGACGCGGUGAUAUAAAGGAGAUGGCUUUGAAAGGUGAGUGAGUCAUUCUACCGAGUCGUCCCGGGUACGAGUCCGAGUUUGAGGAAGUGAAAUUAUAAUCAAGGAGCGAGAAAAAUGUGAUUUAAAAUUGGUGUUGACUGUAAAUUCUGCAUUUUCAAUUGAAUUGUAGAAAUCAUUAUUGUUUGAGAAAUUUGAAUACUAAU